Messenger RNA from Purpureocillium takamizusanense, 2052 nucleotides. It is a transcript of the gene ATG37, whose product is annotated as Autophagy protein 37, variant 2. Bases 506 to 1369 code for a protein of 287 amino acids. Lineage: Eukaryota; Fungi; Ascomycota; Sordariomycetes; Hypocreales; Ophiocordycipitaceae. Gene Ontology annotation, biological process: fatty acid metabolic process. The transcript has 2 exons. Gene Ontology annotation, molecular function: fatty-acyl-CoA binding. The record is from RefSeq and is a predicted model, not a curated record.
AACCCGCCCACCCGUGCCUCCGUCUCACCCGUCAGCCAGCGUCAUCAUUGCACCCGCGACACAUCUCGACGGCCAUUCCGGACCGAGUCCCCGACUGACUGACUCCCUCCCUGCCUCCCUCCAUCGUCGCCGCGCCCAAUACAAGUUGCACGACUCUUGCACCUGCGUCCCAUCUGCAUUUGACGCCGUAUCCCGCUCGCCCGCCCGCUCGCGCCGCCCUCGUGCCGCCGAACCCCAUAUCCGCAAGGAGGUCAUCGCGUUACACCACGGCUGCUGAAGGACUGGAGGCGCACCCGGUCCUCUCUUUUCGUCUCUCUAUCGCACGUCGCAUCGUCUGCGUCGAUCCAGCCCGCGAAUCAAGCAAUCGUAUUCAUAGGGGGCUUGCCGGCGGCGAGGCACAGACGGCACCAUGGCCGACUCCGUGGGUGCGUGGCUCGAAUCCCGCCUCUUCCGCCCACCUCUACCAAUGCUGUUCCAGGGGGCGUAUCUCCUUGACUGACAUCGUAUGCCGUCUUGCAUAGAUCGCGUGUUCGUUCACGCCCUCAACACAGUCAAAAAGAUACCCAAGACGGGUGCGUCGCGACCGCCUCCAUCGGACCGAUUACGGCUCUACGGCCUCUACAAGCAGGCAAUGGAGGGGGACGUCGACGGCGUCAUGGAGCAGCCCACGGCCGGCCCAGGGCUGACGGCGGAAGAGCUGCAGCGAGAACGCGACAAGUGGGACGCGUGGAACUCACAAAGGGGCAUCACGCGCACCGAGGCAAAGCGCAGAUACGUCGAAGCGCUAAUUGAGACGAUGCACCGCUAUGCGACAACCUCGGAUGCCUCGGAACUGGUCACGGAACUCGAAUUCGUCUGGAACCAGAUCAAGCACAACUCUUCGAGUUCGACGGGCUCAUCCCCAAAGGCUGGUGGCUCGACCGGAGCCCUGCGGCAGUUCCAACAGCCCAUGAGCGGGAGCGACGGGCCGAUGAGGAUCCUCAGCCCGAUGAGUGAGCAAGACGAGGCCGAACUGCGGUCGCAGCGACAGAUGGACCUCGAGGACGAGGCCGAAGUGGAGAGCGCGCGCAGCAACCGGUGGCAGCGGAAGAUGGAGCGUGCCAUCACGAAACUCUCCGCCGAGAUCGCUGCGCUGCGAGAGCAGAUCACGACCGGGCGUGAGUGGAAGUCCAAGAAGGCGCGCAGCUACCCCGCGUGGGUGAGCUGGCUGGCCUGGCUGGUCCUGAGGCACCUCGUCAUCGACAGCGUCAUCCUUGCCAUCGUCUUGUUGUGGCUCCGCAAGCGAAAGGAUAGGCGUCUUGAGGACCUCGUCAGGGUGGCUCUCAAGAUUAUUCGGGAGUACGUCAGAAACGUGCUCCCGUCCAGGUGAUGAGCGGCAACUUUGUCAAGAUGCAGACCGACGCUCAAGUCCGGCGGCAUUGGAGGCAGACACUUCGCGCCAGCUCCUGCCACAUGGUAUAUGAGCCCUGUGAGUCGCGUUAUAGUAAGUCGCGUUACAGCAUAGCGACUGGACUUGGAUGACCGGCACGGUGGAAGAAGCUCUGGCCCCGCCAACUCCAUCUCUGUGAGUAUCCCGAACAGCUUGGUCCAUCCCACGCGAUGUAGUAUGACCACUGCUUGCACCACUUCACGACUGCUCGUCUCCGAGGGGCAAGCCGCGAGGGGCCGUAAGAACGGCGCCCGGCCCGAGGCAGGCCACUUCAUGGAGUGAUCCCAUUUGUUCAGGAUAUAGGAGACAUUCAAAGAGGUGGGUUGGCACAGGACAAUGGCCCAUGCGAAGCAGGCAUGUCUCGAUAAAUAGAGCGACACAUGAUGUAUGAUAGAUGGCGAGGCUCCUCAGCCCAGACUCACUUCGGGCGCACGUCGGCGCGAGCCAUGAUGCAACGAGCACUGUCAUUUACAAAGCUGAGCUGGCUGGUGGACGGCAGAGUCGAACAACACCAAGCCACUUGAGAAGGACAAAGUACAUACAUAGACUCUCCUCUCACAAACAUCAUGGCGGCCGCGGUUGGUCAAUGAGCCCUAUGCGGGCAGCAAGUCCUACACUUCCAC